AUGACAAGCAAUCGACCUCCGGCUCAGGUAUCCUCCGAGACUAUCGACGAACAUGAAAACGUAGUAGUGCCACCUAACUUAACGCCAGGUCCGGAUUUUGCGACUGCUUCCCUCGGCUCAACGUCGCAAGAUUCGGACACUGCGCUGCUGAAUCGUUCCUCUGUUUCUAUUUCCGUGGGCGAGCCUUUAUCCGAGGACGUAAACGGUACAGAGUGGCCUAGUCUUUUGCGUCCACCGAGCUCUAGUGAAGCGGAAGAUUAUGGCCUCUUCGUCGACUACCAGUCACACGACUUUCCCUACUUCAAUGAGAUGUCGUACAAUCUCAAUCUACCAUUUGCUUGGAUGAUGCAAACACACCAAAGUCCCUCUCCGACUCAACAUACUUUGGAGUUUGAAACACUGAAUCCUCCCACGCCCAAUCAUGGCAAUUUGGUUACCCCCGAGCCCACUGAUAAUCCUGAAUUUAGAAGGUCCAGUAUAAAAUCCCAUACUGCUACUGAGUCCCGCAGGAGGAGCUCCGACAAGGCCGCAGACGCAUCACAAUCUCACCUGGCACAUGUCUGUCCAUCCUUUCCUAUGCUCGAGGAAGACGCAUCACGGAGCGCUAGCGCCGAAGUCUUCGGCCAUGUAAGCAGAAUUCCUGAGAAAGCGUACGCUGAUGUGCGCUCCUUUUACAUAUUGGAACGCGGCUAUGAUGACAGGUCGUUUCCUCACUCCCGAUUGCUCCAUUCCUUUGCAGAGUUGUACUUCGAGUAUUUCGAUCCUUGCCUUCCAUUUUUGCAUCCAGUCAGAGUCGAAAGAGACGACCUAUCCUGGAUCCUUUUAAUGGCCGUGGCUGCUAUCGGAAGCCAGUACUCCGAAGUGAGAGACGCGCCUAUGUUCACUACAGUCUUCCAUCACUUGCUGCGGAAGGCUAUACAAGCUCAUGCUAUCACAAAGAGAAUGGAAAUCUCAUUCGUCCAGAGUGUAUUGUUGCGGGAUGUCGGACUUAUCUCCUCCGGUCUCAAGUUAGACCAUGCUGUAUUGCAGCGAGAGAGAAGUCUGAUCACGAGCCUAUGUCGCUGUUUAUCGACUCACGCUGGCGCUCCUGACAACGAAGAGUAUACGGUCAAUCAGGAAAUGGACCAUGAGUGGCUACCCUGGUUGCUAGCUGAAGAAGUCGUCCGCCUCAUGCAUUGCGUAUACACAUUAGAAUGUUUCCAGUUGAUUCUGUUCGACCAGCGUCCACUCUUCAGACUCACAGACUUCGCUCAACGUUUGCCUUGUGGGGAUGCUAUCUGGAGAUGCCGCACUGAAAAAUCAUGGAACGAACAGAGGCAUCGCGAGGUAAUAAAUAGCCAACCUGCUAAGCUCGACCAUUUCUCGAGUAACAUACGCAUAUUCAGCCUCUACGCCAACGAAAGAGCGACUUUGGAUCAGGUGCAAUCAUCACUGCGCUUGGGCUCCCUGUUCAAGCCCGAACUAGGUAUUGACCUACAUGAUCAGGAUGUCAAUUCUAACCGAGAUAGAUUGCUAGCCUCUGGAGCCUCGCUAGACGAUAUCACGUACCUAGACCAAGUGAUUCACGACGCUAUCGCAUCUAAACAUCUUCCGCAUCAUGCUGGAGAACAGGCCUUGCAAGACCCUAUCGUACAUGUUAUAUCCAUACUGAGAGACAUCCCGCUACGUACAAUAUACGCCUCUGUAGGUUGGCAAGCAAACGUUCCUGAGAUGCAACGAACAAGAGAGGGACUUAAAGAGUACUUGCGGUGCAACCCAAUUACCGCUAGGAUCUGCUUGUGGCACGCAGCUCAGGUCUACUUGUCCAUGCGAAAUCAUCGCUACCCCGCAUACUAUGCAUGCCUUUCGUUUGUCAUCGCCGUCACUUAUAUCCUUCUUUAUGAUCAGAUACUAGGAGAGACACACCCGCAGGGAGAUCUUAUCCGUUUGGACAAGUUGAAAGAGAAGACCGACGCAGAUAUAUGGGCAAGAGAUGGUGAGAGUUCAAGAGUACAUAUCACAGGCAUCGGUAUUUUGAACAGCACCGAGAGUAGUCGAAGAUUACUUGUUGGAGCCGCAAACAUUCUACGGUCUCAGAGACCGUGGCGAAACAUGUCGGAAUCCCUUGCAGACUGCUUUGCACAGAUGAGCGAGGGACGAAGGCCACGAGCCGGUUGGUAA
Messenger RNA from Alternaria atra, 2160 nucleotides. RefSeq lists its product as uncharacterized. Gene Ontology annotation, molecular function: zinc ion binding; RNA polymerase II cis-regulatory region sequence-specific DNA binding; DNA-binding transcription factor activity, RNA polymerase II-specific. Gene Ontology annotation, biological process: regulation of transcription by RNA polymerase II; DNA-templated transcription. NCBI's taxonomy places the organism in Eukaryota, Fungi, Ascomycota, Dothideomycetes, Pleosporales, Pleosporaceae. The record is from RefSeq and is a predicted model, not a curated record. The coding region runs from base 1 to 2160 and encodes 719 amino acids. Gene Ontology annotation, cellular component: chromatin. The transcript is spliced from 3 exons.